UCUUCUGAUUUGACGUUAAAAAUAUAUAUUCUGAUUAGAUGUAUUUCAUUUCUCAAAGAUUCUAAAUUGGAGAUAUCUUAAAUGGAAGCCUUAACCGUAUAUGUCGACAUACCGAGAUGUUGCUGCUUUCCUAGUUUUGGCAAUAAACCGUUGAAAUUUGCGACCAAAAUCUGUUGCCUUUCUGGAGCAAUUACGAUUAUAAUUUAUCGCUUUUUGCACUAGGAGGAAUUUUAUCGGUUCUUUAGUUAUAAGACAUGUUUUAGAUAGAGUAAUAGUUCCUUGUCAUUCCUAGAAAACUAAAUUCUCAGGAACUAGUUUGUGAAGGGAUCAAGCAGUGUUCUGACAUUCCUCUUUUCCUUUAAACGUUCUUAUAUUUCUAGUAGUUGAUAUAUAAUAUAAACGAUUAAUCAAACUUCAGGGUACAUUCAGAGAAGGAAGUACAAAGAAAAUACGUAAGACAAGCAGGGUUUUCAUUAAGAACUCUGAAGGAGGAAGUGAAGAGCGACGACAGCGAAGACUAUAUUUGUUUUGCAUGUCAUGUCGCAGGCAGAAAACAUGAAGCGACAGCUAUCGGAUCCAGCAUCUGAGGCCAGUGACCAGUCAGAAGACAUGGAAGAGGAUGAGUUUGAUCAUUACUAUGACGUAGAUACAGAUGAUCUUGACAUUGACAAGCCAAAGAAAAGUGAUGACCCGGAAUAUUUUGAAUAUGACAUUCUGCAAGUUGAGGAUGCUGAGAGGCUUCUUAAUGAAGAAAUCGAGGCUUUGUGCUCCACCCUUAAGAUGACACCAUCUUUAGCCAAGAUGCUGUUGCACAUUUAUGAAUGGCAGAGAGAUCACAUCAUAGAGAGUUAUCGUCGAGAUCCUGAAAAACUGCUAGUGGAAUCUAAUAUUACAAGUGCAAAAAAAGAACCUCCGACAAUUGGGAACAUCAUGUGUUCAGUAUGUACAGAUAAUUUUCCACAGGAAAAAUUAAUGGGUCUGACAUGUGGCCAUCUCUUCUGUCAGCCAUGCUGGGACAUGCAUUUUCGCAUUCAGAUUGUGAAUGGCAGAACGAUGGGUAUAGAAUGCAUGGGGCAACAGUGCAGGGUUCUUGUACCAGAGAAUUUUCUGUAUGCCAUACUGACAGAUCCUAAAUUGCGAGAUAAGUUUUCCAAGCUCUGUUUUAUGGACCUCAUAAAGGGACAUCCCAAAUUACGGUUUUGUCCUGGUCCCAAUUGCUCUGUCAUAAUUCAUGCCAAAGAACCUCGUGCCAAAAAGGUGGAGUGCUCCACUUGCAAAUCUACAUAUUGUUUCAGAUGUGGCAUUGAGUACCAUGCACCAACAGACUGUGAUGUUAUAAAGAAGUGGCUCACCAAAUGCGCUGAUGAUUCAGAGACAGCGAACUAUAUAAGUGCUCAUACUAAAGAUUGUCCCAAGUGUCAUGUGUGCAUUGAGAAGAAUGGAGGAUGUAACCAUAUGCAAUGUUCAAAGUGCAAGUUUGAUUUCUGCUGGAUGUGUCUAGGAGACUGGAAGUCGCAUGGCAGCGAAUAUUAUGAAUGCAGUCGCUAUAAAGAAAACCCCAACAUUGCCAAUGAAUCUGUGCAUGUACAAGCACGGGAAGCUUUGAAGAAGUACUUGUUUUAUUUUGAAAGGUGGGAGAAUCAUGCUAAGAGUCUACAGUUAGAGGAGCAGACACUUCAGAAGAUUACAUCCCGCAUUACAUCAAAAGUCAUGGAAAAUGAGGGAACAUGGAUAGACUGGCAGUACCUGCUAAAUGCUGCUGCACUGCUCAAAAAGUGCCGCUACACGCUACAGUACACAUACCCUUAUGCUUAUUACAUGGAAAAAGGAGGAAGAAAGCAGCUGUUUGAGUACCAGCAGGCUCAGUUGGAGGCAGAAGUUGAAAAUCUCUCAUGGAAAGUUGAGCGUGCUGAGAUUACGCAUCGAGGGGACCUUGAAAAUCAAAUGGAUGUUGCAGAGAAGAGACGACAGACCUUACUUAAGGAUUUUUUAGAAGUAUAGCACUUCAUGCAGUUAUCUCAACCUUUGACUUAAUGAUCCCAGUGAAGAUAAGCGCGUAUUCCUUGGGAUUGUAACUUACAAUGUGACAUGAAUUUAUGCAUAUUUAAGUUGGGGUUUUUCUGAUGGAACUCACAAUGUACAGAGGGAGCAGAUACUACUUUCUAACUUUUAAAUCUUAACCGAAUUUAGGUUUAAGAAAUGUGCUAGUGUGGGCAACAGGAUGGCAUAGUGAAGGAAAUUAUGCAGUGGAGCCUGAAUAGAGAACAAUUGGUGAGUUCUAUGUAGAUGGUUGUGUGACAAGAUGUACAAUGCUGUGCCAUUCUGUUUGGACACUUCUAUAGCAAGAGGGAAAAGAAAGCCACCAUUUCAGUCAUUCCUUGAUUUGGUAUUUAGUUUCUUGGUGCUGUUCCAUGGUCUUUUUAUUUCAUAUUUUACCAACAGCUGAUGCAAGGGCUUAUCUGACAUAAGGAAUAGUUUAGCCUGUUUGUAUGCCUACCUGCUGUUGUCUGAAGGUAACAAUGUGCUGGAUUUUUAAACUUGUCAUAAUACUUGCUAUGAAGUAGUGUUACUUUUAAUAGUGUAAGUUUGUAGGUGUGAGCAAAGUUUUUUCCAGGAUUGUUUCUUUCAAAGACUGUCACAGGUGUAGAAAGCAUGCCCCACUUUUUGCUAUUUUAAAUGCUGAUAAAAAGUGACCAUUUAAACCACAAAUCUUGCAGUUUUUCUAAGACUUGUUCACAACUCCACAACUUACCUUCUAUCAGUAGUACAAAACUUUCUUCAUUUGAAAGUACAAUAAGCUUACAUUGGUAGUUGACAGCAUUAUCAUUCUCUAAAUAGCUAUUUUACUAGAAUGAAACGUGAUCCAGAAACAGCUGAACUACAGCUGGUGCAAUUAUAAAUGAAUUUCAUAUCGAUGAGGAUGACUAGGAGAAAUACUGCUUUGGGCAUGGUAAAUCUAUGACUGUUUUUGUGUUGAAAGGGAAAUUGUGAUAAUCUCAUGACCUGACACUGCUUAGUUCAUUCAAUAUAUGAGAAUUUUUCCCAAGAAGGGAUUUAAAAAUUUUGUGUAUGCGUUUUGCAGUCGUAUUUGACCUUCAAAAGCAUGGUCUUGAUUGAAUGUUAGACUACAGCAGUUUUGUCGGUGCUUGAACAUGCUCAUUGAAUGCGUUUGAAUUUUUAAAAUUUUGUGGUUGCUGGGUAGAGAAUUUUGGAUCCACUGUGAUGUGUACUUAAAUGUGGCUUAUACUGCAUGUAUCUUAACUGCUGAUCGUUCUUGAUGCUCAGCAGCACCAAAGACUUCCAUAAGCACUGUUCAUGGGUUGGCCAUAGGCAGCACCAUUUACUUCAAAAUAAAGGUCAUUGGUGACUACUUCUCUCCAAACACUGUUUCUAGCAAAGAGCAACCUUGUUCCAGAAACUUUUGAUCUCGGAUCCACCAAUAUGUAUCUUGGAGGUGCAUGCUUCAGUCUGAAUGCAUUCUAUCUGCUAGAGACAUUGUGUUGUUGUGACCCGCAAGUAGGCCUGAUUUUUGUUUUCUCCAUUAGUGAUGUUCAGUCAUCACAAUAUUUUUUUUAUCAUUCCCAUUCUGCAGGAUGUAAGAUUAUAGUUUUAUCAUUAUUUGCAGAGUGUGGCAGUUGUUCAGGAGUUUGCCCUCGCCAAGCUUUGUUGUUUGCUUUCUCAACAUUCAGUUAGAGUUCUCGUUAAAGCACUCAUUAUAGACUGAAUCCCUCUUGACUGCAGGCACUAAGUAGCCCAAGGCCAGUCACCCACACAAAUAAUUAUGCUUCCAUUCAUUAAUGUCUAGGAAGUUCUGUUCAAUUGUGUGGUUUUGGUUUUACAAAACAUAGCAUUGGUCAAGAGAGGUGUCUCUGUUGGUUUUUACUCCAACUUCUAUUACUAGAACAUUUCAAACAAUGUUUUUUUUUUAUUUCAGAUCUUGGAAAGAAAUGUAUGAUUUUGUGAACUGGUGACAACUUUAUGUAAACAUUUUCUGCAUUCAUUGCACUGUUAUCUUCUGUCAGAAAAGAACGAAGAGAAGGGAUGACAAGUUAUGUAGCAGAGUAGUUAGUGUGAAUGGAUUUAGUCAUGUCACGAGGAAAAGAUUCUCCCAAAAAAGAUGUAUUUUUUUUUUUUGUAAAAACAUGUUCAAAGUGUAUGUUAACAUAUUUUGAAUUUUCUGUGUGGUACCUUCCAGUGUGAAUGAGAAAGUGUAUGGCUGAAUGCUUUUGUGUGGCUGUCUUUUUUUUUUUUUGAAAAUAAAUACAGAUAGAAUAAAAAUUAAGAAAAAUACGUAGUUCUAUGCAGCUUUGUUAAGGCUAGUGUUUCAAACUGAUGACUAGCUAAUAGAAAGAUUUAAUACAAAGGAAAAAGACGAGUAAGGAAACUGUUUUUGACAAGAUUAUUUUACAAUUUUCUCAUAUAGAUCCAUCGUGUGAGUCUGGAAAUGGGCAAAAAUGAAAACUGUUCUGAGUGUGGUUUUCAGUUAUCCAGCUGCUUGCUGGAUUAGUAUGAGUUACAUCAAUUGGUUUACACGCAACUUGUAGUUCAAAUCUUAUUACAUCUGUUAUAGCAUGUUUAAAAAUCUUUAAUAGUAAGAGUCAAAGUUACUUGAGAGUUGGGCUGAAUGAAUACUUUGCCUUUUGCUCAGGGAUGAUGGGAAAUGUCAAGAAGAAAAAUUUUGCAAGGUGCUUCAAAAGACUGGGCUCUAUGAUGAACAAAUGUUUUCUUAAACCAUAUUACGACUUGGAAAGCUUCAAUUGUCAAAUCAGUUUUUUUUUUCAGUUAAAGAAUCUUGCACAAGUGAGUGACGCUGUUUAACAGGUCAUGUUCACAAAUAAAAAUCUUAUAUAAAAAUAGAACAAGAAUUAUAACUAUAGCUGUAAAGGCAUACAUGUUUCUAAGGCAUAAAUUUAACGAACUGAUGUCUAUUUAAACUGGUCUGCAUGGAAUGAAAAGAUGUCUAAAAUAAUAAUCAGUGAAAUAUUUGUGUCAUUUCUUACAACUUUUAUUCAGUAGCAAAAACAUCAAAGUUGGCAGUUCUACAUGAACGAGCCAUUGCACUGUAUGUUUUGUAUACAUUGUUGUCCUGACUUGGAAGUCGAUCAUGAGUGUGUUUCUGAAUUUGAGUUUAAAUGAUUGAAAGGUAAAGUAAAAAUAAGACGACAACCUUUU
Messenger RNA from Pomacea canaliculata, 5172 nucleotides. RefSeq names its product potential E3 ubiquitin-protein ligase ariadne-2-like. The coding region runs from base 538 to 2001 and encodes 487 amino acids. The transcript is spliced from 15 exons. Gene Ontology annotation, cellular component: cytoplasm; ubiquitin ligase complex. Lineage: Eukaryota; Metazoa; Mollusca; Gastropoda; Architaenioglossa; Ampullariidae. The record is from RefSeq and is a predicted model, not a curated record. Gene Ontology annotation, biological process: positive regulation of proteasomal ubiquitin-dependent protein catabolic process; protein polyubiquitination; ubiquitin-dependent protein catabolic process. Gene Ontology annotation, molecular function: ubiquitin protein ligase activity; ubiquitin conjugating enzyme binding; zinc ion binding.